AUGAAGUUCCAAGUGAAUUCAGGUGAAACGAUCCUGCUCAGAGUAAUAAAUGCUGCAAUGAACCAAGAACUCUUCUUUGCUGUUGCCAACCACAAGCUCAUAGUCGUGGAAGCUGAUGCUUCUUACACCAAACCUUUCACAACUUCCGUCAUAAUGGUCGGUCCAGGCCAGACCACCAAUGUCCUCCUGACAGCCGACCAGACCCCCGGCAGAUACUACAUGGCGGCUCGAGCCUAUCAGACUGCCCAGAAUGCUGCUUUCGACAACACAACAACUACUGCAAUUCUUGAAUACAAGAAUGGGAAGCAGAAAUCCUUCCUUUCAGCUCCAGUUCUCCCACAGCUUCCGGCUUUCAACGACACAAACACAGCAAGAGCAUUCAUUUCCCAGGUAAAGGGCCUUAAAUCCAAGGGGAAAGUGCCUACCAAGAUCGACAAGAGCUUGUUCUUCACAGUGGGAUUGGGCCUCAUUAACUGCACGAAUCCAAAUAGUCCACGCUGUCAGGGUCCCAAUGGGACGAGAUUCACUGCCAGCAUCAACAACAUCUCAUUCGUGUUCCCCAGGAGGAAUUCCCUGAUGCAGGCGUAUCUUCAGGGCCAGCAAGGCGUGUUCACCACUGAUUUCCCUUCAUCGCCACUAGUGAAAUUUGAUUACACGGGGAAUGUGAGCAGAGGGCUCUGGCAGCCUGUUCAUGGCACUAAGCUAGUUAAGCUCAAGUAUGGUGCCAAUGUGCAGAUUGUGUUGCAGGAUACUAGUAUUGUUACGACAGAGGAACACCCAAUGCAUAUCCAUGGCUACAAUUUCUACGUCGUGGGGAUGGGUACCGGAAACUUCAACCCUGCAAAGGAUCCUGCUAACUUCAACCUCAUCGACCCACCUCAUAGGAACACCAUUGGAACUCCGCCUGGAGGAUGGGUUGCCGUCAGAUUUGUAGCUGACAAUCCAGGAAUAUGGCUGCUGCAUUGCCAUAUCGACUCGCAUUUGACAUGGGGCUUGGCGACGGCUUUGCUGGUGGAGAAUGGAGUGGGGACAUUGCAGUCUGUUCAAUCUCCACCACUGGACCUGCCACGAUGCUAA
This is a messenger RNA of Linum trigynum, 1077 nucleotides long. Lineage: Eukaryota; Viridiplantae; Streptophyta; Magnoliopsida; Malpighiales; Linaceae. The record is from the annotation of a GenBank genome assembly.